This is a messenger RNA of Acyrthosiphon pisum (pea aphid), 3954 nucleotides long. It is a transcript of the gene Top1, whose product is annotated as DNA topoisomerase 1. Gene Ontology annotation, cellular component: nucleolus; chromosome. The record is from RefSeq and is a predicted model, not a curated record. NCBI's taxonomy places the organism in Eukaryota, Metazoa, Arthropoda, Insecta, Hemiptera, Aphididae. Gene Ontology annotation, biological process: chromosome segregation; DNA replication; DNA topological change. The transcript is spliced from 3 exons. Gene Ontology annotation, molecular function: DNA binding; DNA topoisomerase type I (single strand cut, ATP-independent) activity. The coding region runs from base 882 to 3125 and encodes 747 amino acids.
GUCUCUGCCGCGGCUGUGGACUGGUCGCACCGUCUCUAUGUCGCCACCGACCGACGCCGCCGCCGCCGCCGUCAUCGCGUACUUGUGACUUGUGUGUAACGUGAAAUUUCGUGCAAGUCCGAAUCGUCCACGACACGCACACACACACACACACACACACACACUCGUCCGCUAUAGUACACUACUACUACUAUUAUACACACACACACACACAUAUUCUCAGACGCUACGCCGCUCCGACUUCGAUUUAUUUUUUACGCGCACGGCGUUUCCGACCGGCGGCGGUGUAGUCUCUUUUUGCGCGUGUGUCGGUGGUCCGUCGUCGCCGUUUUGCUUCAACUCGCAACCGAAAUCGUAACCGACGACCGUCGUCAUCACGACUGUUAUGCGUUCGGUUUCCGUCCGACAAAACCGACGGGAUCGCCGCAGCGCAGGUCGGCAGACGCCGCUCUGCUAAAAACCCGACGAACAACCACCACCACCACCACCACCACCGCCAUCAUCACCCGCUCGGCGAUUCGGUCGUUUUGCAUCUAACACGUCCUAACUAUAUUUCAUACAUAUCGUUCACCUCGCCGCCACCGUCACGACAGUACAACACUACCAUCACGAGACUCCACCGGACUACUUAAUAUCGUCAAUUUAUCAUUAUUGUAGAGUACCACCACCCACCACGCCACCACAACUGUGCUAAUAUUACCGUUAUUGACAGAAUCUGUGCAAAUUUCGAUUCUACGGCUCACUCGUCGACGAUAACCACCCGACUACCUGGUUAUUGAACCAAAUUUCACCACUUAACACCAACAGCGGCGGCAUUCCACGUAAAACGCGACGUCAGCAGCUUUACACACUCAGUUCCGUCUUCCACGUGAGCAGAAAACAUGGCCGAAGAUCGCGAGUCCAGUGAUCGGAAACAUGAAAAAUCAAAGAAGCGUGAUAGGGAACAUGAAAAAAAUGGUGUUAAGAAAGAAAUUAAACGAGAAUACAAAGAUGAGCCCUAUGAUUCAGGUUAUCAUUCCCAGAUUAAAAGAGAUUACAAAUUAAAUCAUAGUAUUAAGAAUGAAAAUUUCUCUGAUGAUGGGGACUUUAAUAUGUCCAGCCACAAGAGGAAACAAAGUGAUGAUGAUUUUUCUAUAAAGGAAGAAGUAGCGUCUGAUGAUGACAUACCUUUAUCAAAUAGAAAACGCAAACAUUCUGGCAGUAGUGAAGAUGACGUUCCUCUGAGCGCUCGAACAAAGCAUAUUAAAAAAGAACACAACAGCAGUCAUAAAAAACAUAAAAAAGAUAAGGAACAUAAGAGCAAACAUAAAGAAAAGGAUAGAAAUCAUUCAUCUAGAGAUUCUAAGCAUAAGGUAAAAAAAGAAAAUAAUACAUCUCAAAAAGAAAGUCCUGUUAAAGGUACCCCAAAGAAAAAGAAGGAAGAAGAACCGCAAGAAGUAUGGAAAUGGUGGGAAGAAGAGAAAAAAGACGAUGGUGUUAAAUGGAAGUUUUUGGAACAUAAAGGGCCUGUAUUUGCUCCAGCGUAUGAACCUUUACCGAGUAAUGUUAAAUUCUAUUACAAUGGUAAGCAAGUAGUUCUUUCAGAGUUGGCUGAAGAAGUAGCGACAUUCUAUGCUAAAAUGCUUGAACACGAUUAUACAACAAAAGAAGUAUUUAAUAAAAACUUUCUCAAAGACUGGCGCAAAACUAUGACACCCAAAGAAAAAGAGUUAAUAACUGAUCUUUCAUUAUGUAACUUUAAAGAGAUGAAUGUAUAUUUUACUAAAAAAUCAGAGGAACGUAAAGCUAUGAGUAAAGAGGAAAAAAAGAAAAUAAAAGAAGAAAACGAAGCAUUGCAAAAAGAGUAUGGGUUUUGUACUAUUGAUGGUCAUAAAGAAAAGAUUGGUAAUUUCAAAAUAGAACCUCCUGGUUUAUUUAGAGGACGAGGUGAACAUCCUAAGAUGGGUAUGUUAAAAAAACGAGUAGUACCCGAAGAUGUCUUAAUUAAUUGUAGUAAAGAUUCCAAUAUACCUAAACCCCCUCCUGGUCACAAAUGGAAAGAAGUCAGACAUGACUUUGGUGUCACAUGGCUUGCUAGCUGGAUAGAAAACGUUCAAGGUCAAGUUAAAUAUGUUAUGUUAAAUCCAUCUUCUAAACUUAAGGGUGAAAAAGAUUGGCAAAAGUAUGAGACUGCUAGAAGAUUGGCAAAAUCAAUUGAUAAGAUAAGAGAAAACUAUAUUAAUGACUGGAAAUCUCGUGAAAUGCAUGUAAGACAAAGGUCAGUUGCUUUGUAUUUCAUUGAUAAAUUGGCAUUGAGAGCAGGAAAUGAAAAAGAUGAAGACCAAGCUGAUACUGUUGGUUGUUGCUCUUUACGUGUGGAACACAUACAAUUACAUGAAGAAUUUAAUGACAAAGAAUAUGUAGUUGUAUUUGAUUUCCUUGGUAAAGAUUCCAUUAGAUAUUACAACGAAGUACCUGUAGAAAAAAGAGUUUUCAAAAACUUGAAGAUAUUUAUGGAAAAUAAAAAAGGUAGUGAUGAUUUAUUUGAUCGUUUGAACACAUCAAUAUUGAAUCAACACUUGCAUGAACUUAUGGAUGGACUUACUGCAAAAGUUUUCCGUACAUUCAAUGCUUCAUGGACCCUUCAACAACAACUAGAAAAAUUAACUGAUCCAGAUGUGUCUGUUGCGGAGAAAAUCUUACAAUAUAAUCGAGCGAAUCGUGCAGUUGCUAUUUUGUGUAACCAUCAACGUGCUAUACCAAAAACACACGAAAAGUCAAUGGGAAACCUUAAGGAAAAAAUUCAAACUAAAAGAGCGGCUGUAAAAGAAGCUAAGGAACAAUAUAAACAAGCCAAACGAGAUGUGAAAGACGGCAGUGUGCAUUCCAAGACUCAGUUAGAAAAGAGGAAAAAAGCUUUAGAACGAUUAAAAGAACAAUUGACUAAAUUAGAAGUUCAAGAAACUGACAAGGAAGAAAACAAGACAAUUGCUUUGGGUACGUCCAAAUUGAAUUAUUUAGAUCCGCGUAUAUCAGUAGCUUGGUGCAAAAAGUUCAACGUUCCUAUUGAGAAGAUAUACAAUAAAACGCAAAGAGACAAGUUUAGAUGGGCCAUUGACAUGGCUGGACCAGAGUAUGUAUUUUAAAAUUUGAAUGAAACGAAAUAACCUAAAUUCAAUAUCAGAGAUUUAUAACCAAUUUUACAUUGUUUGUCCUCCUUUUUUUACUUAAUUUACCUGGCCGAACAGUGUUUUUACAAUAAUUAUUGGUACAAAUUGACUCUUAUUCAUGGUACCAUCAUUGAAAAACAUUAAAAAUGUAAUAAAUGAAAAAACCUUCAUAUUGUAUUAGUUUACAAUUAUUCAUAGAUUUUAUUUUCUUUUUGUAUUGUAGUGUCCAUCUCAUAACCAAAAUAUAUAAGUUUGUAAGCAUGUUUAUUGUAUGCUAGACCUUAAUUUUUUUUUUACCCUUUACCACUGUUUGUAAAUUGUGAUAAUGCUCUCAUAAUAUGAUUAAUAGUAUUUUGUAUAAAAUAGAAAACAGAUUAAAACUUAUUUUGAUGUACUUUCAAGCAACGGUGACUUUUUAAUUUUAAUUUUUUUAGUAAUGUAUUACAGCAACAUCUAUUGUUUUACUUAUAAAUAAUGCCCAUAAAAAGGUGGUUCUUCCAGCAAAUAAUAUUAUUAAAUUAGUUGUAAUUUCAUGAUGUAUGUAUAAAUGUCAGUCGUAAUAUUUUUUAUUGUAAUACAAAAUUUGUACAGAAUUAUAUUGAAUUUUAAAUUAAAAGCUUAACAAAUUUAAAUGUUAUUAUAAUUUUCAUAUUUUUUUUUAAACCGAUUAAAUAAAAUGUUAUGAUUGAAAAAAUAUUAUAACUUAUAUAAUGUAAUAAAAAAGAAGUAGGUACCUACACACUUGUUUAUAUUAUGUAUGGUUUCAAAUGUAAUGGUUUCAAUUUAAAUAAAAUAUUUCAUUCAA